AUGGCGACAGCUUCUGAGCCUGUCCCUGCAUUAACUGGCCUAGCUUCAGAGAAACCAGGGGAGAUUAUCAAAGUAAAGGUUAAGGAAGAAGACGGUAUUUGGGAUCACACAUCCCCCACCGAGCAGAGCAGUGUGUCUCAAACCAGGGAGCUCGCUCGUUAGUGCUUCAGGCAAUUCUGCUAUCAGGAGACCCCUGGACCCAGGGAGGCCCUGAACCAACUCCGGAAAUUUUGCUAUCAGUGGCUGAGCCCAGAGAUGCACACCAAGGAACAGAUCCUGGAAUCGCCGGUGCUGGAACAGUUUCUGACCAUCCUGCCUGAGGAUCUCGGGGCUUGGGUGCGGGAGCAUAAUCCUGAUGUGCUGGAAGAUUUGGAGAGGGAGCUUGAUGAACCCAGGCAGCAGGUUCCAUCAGGCACACUUGGGCAGGAAGUUCCUAUGGAAGAAAUGACAUCUCUGGAUAGUCCAAAGAAGUCCUUAGAUACCCAGCACCAUCCUAUGGAGGAUAGAAUGGCAUGUGAAUCUCCAGAGCCAUGUCUUCUUCAAGAUAAUGGGUCCUUUUUGUGGCUUUCUAUGAUGUCCCAAGGCAUGGGUGAUGAUAACCUCAGUAGCUUAGAUGGUCAUGAAACAGAAAUUGAACCAGAAAAUAUGAGAGAAAAGUUCUUCCAAAGCUUAGCUGUACUACUGGAAAUCAAAAGUAAUAACACUAAGAUAUUUUCUAAAGCAAAGUACUGCCAAUUGACAAGGGAAGUGAAAGAGGCUAAAGCUAAGGCCAAAAAGGACCCCAUUGACUACCGUUGCUUGACUUGAUUUGAUGUGAUCCUUGUCCAAGGAAAUGAGAAACUGAUUGUAGCUAUAAAUGGAGAAACAGGUAAAAUACAGUAUUACUUACACAGUGAGGACUUAUUUGACAUUCUACAUGAUACACAUCUCAGUAUUGCACAUGGGAUGUGUAUGGAAAAAGAAUUACAAGCACAAUACAAGAACAUCACAAAAGAAGUUAUCAUGUUAUACUUGACACUAUGCAAACCAUGCCAACAGAAAAAUUCAAAAGCUAAGAAAGUUCUAAUACCACAGCCACCUAAGGGAUUUAACUCAAGAUGCCAAGUGAAUCUUAUAGACAUGCAAUUGAAUCCUGAUGGGGAGUAUAAAUUUAUUAUGCAUUAUCAAGACUUGCGUACAAAGUUAAGUUUUUUGAGGUCAUUAAAAUCUAAAAGGCCCAAGGAAGUCGCACAUGCUCUUUUAGAUAUCUUUACAAUUAUUGGUGCACCCAGUUUCCUACAAUCUGACAAUGGGAGGGAAUUUUCAAGUCAGAUUAUUCGUGAGCUCAGUAAUAUCUGGCCAGAGUUGAAAAUUGUUCAUGGGAAGUCUCGGUCUUGUCAAAGCCAAAAUUCUAUAGAAAAAAUGACUGUGGAUAUCCAAAACAGGAUGAUCUCCUGGAUGCAAGCUAACAACUCUUCACACUGGGCUGAAUUUUUGUGGUUCAUUCAGAUGACCCAAAAUCAGCCUUAUCACAGAGACAUGCAGCAGACUCCAUGUGGAGAUACAUCUAACUCUGAAGCAAAACUAGGCCUGUCUCAUUCUCAGUUAACUGAAGUAUUUGUUGCCAGUCUGAAUACAGAAAAUGAGUUCGAACAAGCUGACAAAGAGUUAGAAAAUACUCUAAGAUCCCAAUAUGAAACUGGAGCCAAUAGCAGUGAUAUUGAAGAGACUCUUUUUAUUACUCCUAAAGUAGUGGAUAGAAGCCCUCCUGAAAACAGGCAAAGAUUUUUAUCUUGUGUCGUUUGUGAAAAAGAAUGCACAGGUGCUAAUAGUUGUAUAUCAUGUGAUGGAAAUGUCCAUGCAAUCUGUGAAGUGCCCGCUCAAAGCAAGACUGAUGACUAUGGCCACAGAAUAACUUGUAGUCUUUGCCAUGAGGCCACUACAAUAAAAAGGAAACAUGAUGAGACUCAGAGAAGUUUCACUGUUCAACCAUCCAAAAUGCUAAAGGCUUCAGAGACACCAUUUUCACCGAACAAAACAGGAGAUUGGAUGGUGAAACAAUGUUCACUGGCCUUUUCUGUCAAGAAGAAACAUACCUUUUCUGAACAUAGUGGCAGCAGUAGUAAAAGAAGGGGUAACAAUGGAAGUCAUUCUCAAGAAAUGAAAACCAAGAGAGUGCAUUCUAGUUUUACUCGGAAGUAUGACCCCUCAUAUAUUGAGUUUGGUUUUGUAGCUGUAAUUGAUGAUAAAGUGCUAAAACCACAGUGUAUUAUUUGUGGAGAUAUAUUGGCUAAGAAACCAUCAAAACUUAAGCGGCAUUUAUAUUCAAAACAUAAAGAAAUAAGUUCACAACCAAAAGAAUUCUUUGAAAGAAAGAGCAGUGAAUUAAAAAGCCAACCAAAGCAGGUAUUCAGUGUUUCACAUAUAAACAUUAGUGCUUUGCGGGCUUCUUAUAAAGUAGCACUUCCAGUUGCUAAGUCUAAAAUACCAUACACAAUUGCUGAGACACUAGUGGAAGACUGCAUCAAAGAAAUUUGCUUGGAAAUGUUGGGUGAAUCUGCAGCAAAAAAAGUAGCUCAAGUGCCGCUUUCCAAUGACACUAUAGCUCGACGUUUUCAGGAACUGGCUAAUGAUAUGGAAGACCGACUCAUAGAACAAAUAAAGCUAGCAAAGUGUUUUUCUUUGCAACUUGAUGAGUGCAGAGAUAUUGUGAACAUGAUCAUUCUUUUAGUAUAUGUGAGGUUUGAACAUGAUGAUGAUAUAAAGGAAGAAUUCUUUUUUUCAGUUACUUUGCCUACAAAUACAACUAGCUCAGGAUUAUAUGAAGCUGUGAAGAAUUACAUUGUCAACAAAUGUGGUUUGGAAUUUAAGUUUUGUGUAAGAGUAUGUUCUGAUGGUGCAGCUUCAAUGACAGGAAAACACUCUGAAAUGGUUGCCCAGAUUGAGGAGCUUGCUCCAGAAUGUAAAACAACACAUUGUUUCACUCAUCCAGAAAAUCUUGCUAUGAAAAAAAUAUCAGUUGAACUAAAUAGCAUGCUUACUGACAUAGUAAAAAUUGUGAAUUAUAUAAAGGAGAAUGCAUUAAAUUCAAGGUUAUUCUCUUUAUUAUGUGAUAAUAUGGAAACUGAUCAUAAACAACUGUUCUUGCGUGCUGAGAUGCAGUGGUUGUCACAGGGAAAAAUUCUGUCAAGAAUAUUUGAAUUAUGAAAUGAACUCUUAGUGUUUCUGCAAGGCAAGAAGCCAGCUUGGUCCCAACUUUUUAAAGAUGUGAAUUGGACAGCUAGGCUUGCUUAUUUGUCUGAUAUCUUCAGUAUUUUUAAUGAUCUCAGUGCUUCCAUGCAAGGAAAGAAUAAAAUAUGUUUUUCAAUGGCAGAUAAAAUGGAAGGACAAAAACAAAAGUUAGAAAUGUGGAAAAGCAGAGCUUCUAGAGAUUGUUAUGAUAUGUUCCAUAAUUUAACAAUGAUUAUUAGCGAAGCAGGUCAUGAUCUUGAUACUGUACAUCUGAGGAAAGUUACCAAUAAACAUCUAAAAAAUUUGUUAGAAUAUUUUAAAUUCUAUUUUCCAUCAAAAGAAGAUCCACGCAUAGGAGACUCAUGGAUCCAAAAUCCAUUUCUUACAUCAAAAAAUAAUUUAAAUUUGACUGGAAGUCUACAGGAUAUGUUCUUGCAGCUGGCAACUGAUGAAGGAUUGAAGAUUUUUGAAAACACAGCAUAACUUGCUUCAUUUUGGAUAAAAGUUAAAAGUGAAUAUUCUGAGCUUGCCAAGAUUGCUUUAAAAUCUCUUCUUCUAUUCUCCUCAACGUACCUCUGUGAAACUGGUUUCUCUACAUUAAGUGUUAUUAAAACAAAACACAGAAACAGUUUAAAUAUCCAUUAUCCCUUGCGAGUAGCACUGUCAUCGAUUCAACCUAGAUUAGACAAAUUCACAAGCAAGAAGCAAGCCCAUCUGUCACACUAA
Chrysochloris asiatica (Cape golden mole) is the source of this 3936-nucleotide messenger RNA. It is a transcript of the gene ZBED9, whose product is annotated as SCAN domain containing 3. Gene Ontology annotation, biological process: DNA integration. The record is from RefSeq and is a predicted model, not a curated record. NCBI's taxonomy places the organism in Eukaryota, Metazoa, Chordata, Mammalia, Afrosoricida, Chrysochloridae. Gene Ontology annotation, molecular function: nucleic acid binding.